Messenger RNA from Zalophus californianus (California sea lion), 2651 nucleotides. RefSeq names its product phosphoethanolamine/phosphocholine phosphatase 1 (gene PHOSPHO1). The record is from RefSeq and is a predicted model, not a curated record. Gene Ontology annotation, molecular function: phosphatase activity. Bases 1072 to 2517 code for a protein of 481 amino acids. The transcript is spliced from 6 exons. Gene Ontology annotation, biological process: bone mineralization involved in bone maturation. Lineage: Eukaryota; Metazoa; Chordata; Mammalia; Carnivora; Otariidae.
GGGCAAACAGUUGGGUCCUUAAAUCAGUGUUCACGGGGUAGGGGAGUGGGAGAGCCCCUUCCCCGACAAUCCCCUGUAACCUUAACCGAGGAAGGAUCCCAAGAGGCGAGGUGCCGCGACUCCGCGCGGAGGGCAGAGCUAGGCGCACGUGGGGGAGGAACUGCUUUUCCUGGGCUGGGUCCAACGGUGCCUACCGCUGGGCUUAGGAGCGAAGAAGGGCAUGGGGGCUGGCGGUAGGGGUGCAUUUCUGCAAAUCUCAGGGCUCAGAGCCCUGGAGGCACAGCCCUGCCACUUCUGGGUGUGCGGGCGGGGACUCACGCAGAGCCCCGCAGCCGCUCCAGCGAGGGUACCCCCCACCCACGCUCCUCCGCAGGGAUGCGCUCCCUCUUUCCUUUCUCCCUGCGCGCAACCCCACCUUCGCUCGCUCUCGGGGAGCCUGCAGGGCAGCCGGGAGGCGUGGCCCGCAGGUGGCCCGCCCCUUUGAUGUGCGCCGGCGCCGCUGUGAUUGGACAGUCGCUUGUGACGUGUGGGGACUGCGGUGGGUCCGGGUGCUGCGGCAGCCGCAGCGCCAGCCGCGGCUCGGGCUCCGGCUCCCGGGCAUUUAAAGGGGACGCGGCGGCUGCCCGGGGGGAUGGGGGGCAGGUGGAGGGGGCGGCCCAGACGCGCAUCAUCCACGGCCCCUCGGGACUGGAGGGACUCGUGAGCCGGAGCCCAGAAAUCCGGGGGUGGAUAAGACACCGCGUCCCCUCCAAUUCCCGCAGGAGGAAACAAGGAGGAAUCCGGUGAUCUGAUGUGGAAUCAGGGAGGCGAGCACCACUUUUAGGUGGGACUAGAAUAUGAACUCCCGGCCACCCCAAAGAAACCCCUCUUUCCUCUCUCUGCUCUAGCCAUCUGGAGAAGCUCCUAGACCCUGUCCCCCUUUUCUCUGAGGGACUCUUUUUGGUGACCACAAAAGGAUUUGGUCACUUAGGACAAAGCUGCCAGAGAACUUGUGUGGUUGUCAGGAGCUCUGCACGACGGCUGGAGACCGACAGAGUCCCUACAGGUGGUACCCAGGGUGAUGCACUGACAAUGAGCGGGUGUUUUCCAGUUGCUGGCCUCCGAUGCCUGUCUAGGGUAUGUCGUGGCCUGGCGCGGGAAGCUCCUACCUCCCCAAGCCCCACUGCUUCUGCUGCCCGCUGCCUUCGGACUCUGGCAGAAACCCCACCCGCUGACGUGUUCCUCCCAGGGAAUUGGUCUUGGAUGUGCCAGCGCCUCUGGCCAUGGCCCGCUAACCAGCCUCUCCCCGGCCGGCCCGCGCCGCGCCCCCUCUCGCUUGCUCCCUCCUCCUCCUCCUGCUCCUCCCCCCCCUGCUCCCAGGACGGCGGGAUGGCCGCGCAGGGCGCGCCGCGCUUCCUCCUGACCUUUGACUUCGACGAGACGAUCGUGGACGAAAACAGCGACGACUCGAUCGUGCGCGCCGCGCCGGGCCAGCGGCUGCCCGAGAGCCUGCGGGCCACCUACCGCGAGGGCUUCUACAACGAGUACAUGCAGCGCGUCUUCCAGUACCUGGGCGAGCAGGGCGUGCGGCCGCGGGACCUGCGCGCCAUCUACGAGGCCAUCCCCCUGUCGCCCGGCAUGAGCGACCUGCUGCAGUUCGUGGCCAAGCAGGGCUCCUGCUUCGAGGUGAUCCUCAUCUCGGAUGCCAACACCUUCGGCGUGGAGAGCGCGCUGCGCGCCGCGGGCCACCACGGCCUGUUCCGCCGCAUCCUCAGCAACCCGUCGGGGCCCGACGCGCGGGGGCUGCUGGCACUGCGGCCCUUCCACACGCACAGCUGCGCGCGCUGCCCCGCCAACAUGUGCAAGCACAAGGUGCUCAGCGACUACCUGCGCGAGCGGGCCCACGAGGGCGUGCACUUCGAGCGCCUUUUCUACGUGGGCGACGGCGCCAACGACUUCUGCCCCAUGGGGCUGCUGGCGGGCGGCGACGUGGCCUUCCCGCGCCGCGGCUAUCCCAUGCACCGCCUUAUCCAGGAGGCGCAGAAGGCCGAGCCCAGCUCCUUCCGCGCCAGCGUGGUGCCCUGGGAAACGGCCACCGACGUGCGCCUCCAUCUGCAACAGGGAACUCCCGACCCCGAAAGCCUCCGGGUCGCGCCGGAAUCCCAGCGGAGAGAGAUGAGGCUCUCCACCGACAGCCUCAGGCCUAGGUCUUGCUUCACCUACCGCGUCUCCACACUACACCCUUUUUCUUCUUGCCUCCCUUCCCGCGCCCCACCCCACCGCCCACCCCCAUCAGCAUCCCCAAAGUGGGGCGUGGGGCGGGGGGGAGCCGGAGGGAACAGUCGCCUCCUGGCGGUGGAACGAGGUAGCACAUUGUCCGGCUGGGGUCCAUCCAGCCUGGGACGUCGCAGCGCGCGACGGUGUCUCCUCUCACCCCAGCCUCGUCUAUGGAGCAAGAGACCAGGGACUUUACCAAAGUCGCCCCGCGGGCUGGGCUCUCUGCGCCCCCCUCCUCCAGUAUGGAACAGAAAGCCAUGAUGUUUUAAAGCAGAGCCAGCGAAAGCCAAGCCCCUCCUCCCUCUUUGGUGUUUUAGAGCUAUAAAGGAGGUGAAGGGGGGAAGCGCUGACUGAGAUCUUUCGCGCCGAUGUCUGAAGGGUGAGGACGAGGCGAU